CUGUUAUCUGAUAUAUCCAGAUGCUGGGCCCACAAAGACACAAUCUUUUCUUGCAAUGAUAUAUGGACACAAAAAAAAUAAAUAAAAUGAUAUAUGGACACCACAAAAUUUUCAUAAUUAUCCAUUCAAAAGUCUCAAACUUUGUUCCAGAAAAAAAAAAUGCCUGAACUUCCCAAAUAAUUAAAAAUAUAAACAAAACUAAAAUGAAUAAUUUGUACUUGAACACCACUAAUACCUUAACCUCUCCAAUAUCCUUAAUCCAUCCUCAGAUUACUGUCAGAAAAUGUGAAGAAAAUGUGAAGCAACAACAGAGGAGGACUAUUUUUGCACUACAUGCAGCAAAAUCUGGUGGCUUCACAUUGAAAUCAUGUCAAGAAUGUAAAGGCCAAGGUGCAAUUGAAUGUCCAGGGUGUAAGGGAACUGGGAAGAACAAGAAGAAUGGGAAUAUUUUUGAGAGAUGGAAGUGCUUUGAAUGCCAAGGUUUCGGGCUGAAGAGCUGUCCGGUUUGCGGCAAAGGAGGAUUGACACCCGAGCAACGAGGAGAAAGAUAAUGAAAUAAAUCAACAUUUAAAAAAAAAAAUAAAAUUAUGGAUAUUCUAUUUCCUUCUUUUUUUUUUUAUAUAUAUAUAUUUCAUAAAUGUCAUGAGAGUGUGAGAUUGUAAAAUUAUAUAGUUAAUUUGUUAUAGUUAAUUUCCAGUAUGAGCAUUUUUUUCACAAUUUACUUCACUAAGAAUGAAAUGAAAUACGUCUUAUUUUGACAUGAAUUUGUUUACCUACAAAUUAUUAAUGUGUAACCAGUAAUUGCCAAUUUAUGCGAAAUUCUUAAACUUGAUUUGACUCGUCUCAAAAACAAUCUCAUUAAACUCUUAAAUCAUAUAGCUCGAUGUUACUUGUUCGAUAGUCGUGUUAAUGUCUAUUACAUAAUUUUCUUUUAUAACAAAUAUGCAUAAAUUUCGCAGGCAUACCACUCAAAAUAUUUGAAAGAGUCAAAUUAUAAAAUUAAAUGACAUAGUAACAAAUUUGGUAUAAUAUGCAAGAAUUUUGACAAUGUAAGAGCUGUAUAAUAAAAAUAGAAACUCCUAAUUCAAGGGAAAUUUUGACCUUUUUUAUUUAUUUAUUUAUUUA
Molecule: messenger RNA, 1125 nt
Organism: Striga asiatica
Lineage: Eukaryota; Viridiplantae; Streptophyta; Magnoliopsida; Lamiales; Orobanchaceae
Source: the annotation of a GenBank genome assembly